Rotaria sordida is the source of this 1180-nucleotide messenger RNA. NCBI's taxonomy places the organism in Eukaryota, Metazoa, Rotifera, Eurotatoria, Philodinida, Philodinidae. The record is from the annotation of a GenBank genome assembly.
CAUUAUUAUGAUAAAACACGUAAUGAAUAUUUUUUUGAUCGUAAUCGAUCAUGUUUUGAAGCAAUACUUUAUUAUUAUCAAUCACAAGGUCGACUAAGACGACCAAAUUAUGUUCCAAUUGAUAUAUUUCUUGAAGAAGUUAAUUUUUUUCAAUUAGGUCAGGAAGCUCUUAAUCAACUACGAAAAGAUGAAAAUAUUAAAGAAGUUAGAAAAGUACGCUUACCAAAAAGUCGUUUUCGAAGACAUUUAUGGGCAACUAUGGAAUAUCCUGAUUAUUCAAUUAUAGCUAGAAUUGUUAAUAUUUUAUCAUUACUUAUGAUUCUUAUUUCAACUAUUGAUCUUGCUAUUGAAUCAUUACCACAAUAUAAACAUCUCGGUCAAUCUGUUUGUUAUAAUUCAUCUGUUAAUAAUUCAAAUAAUACCAAUGAAACAACACAAGUUUUGAACAAUAGUGAAAUUAUCUGUAGUAAUUAUCUUGCAUCACCUUUUUUUAUUAUUCAAACUGUAUGCGUUGGAUUUUUUACAGUUGAACUUAUUCUUCGCAUAAUAAGUGCACCAUCAUUUGUUGAUUUUGUCAAAGUUAUAAUGAAUUGGAUUGAUAUUGCAGCUAUUGUACCAUAUUAUAUUACACUUGGUAUUUAUUUAGCUGAUCAACAUCGUCCAAUCAAUACAGUAACAGCUGAUAGUCUUCGUUUUUUACGUAUUCUUCGUUUUGCACGUGUUCUUAAAUUUUAUCGUCCAGUUCGAAGUGUCAAAUCUGUACGUGCACUUGUAGCAACAAUUCGAGAAUCACUACCAGAUUUUUUUGUCAUGAUUAAUAUUUUAACAUUAUUAAGUUUUCUUUUGGGUGCUGUUGCUUAUUUUGCUGAAAAUGAUACAAAUGGUCAAGCAUUUGAUUCUAUACUUAAAGCAACUUAUUGGGGAAUUAUUACAAUUACAGGUGUUGGAUAUGGUGAUAUAACACCUAUCACACCAGCUGGACGAGUAAUAGCAUGUUUAUGUGGAUUAUGUGGUGCUACAACAAUUGGUAUGCUUGUAUCAAUUCUUGUUGAUCGAUAUCAACGUGUUUAUGCUCGAAAAUUAUAUAUAAAUGAAGAUAUAAUUGAUUUUCAUGAUUUAUCUGAUGAUGAAAAUAAUGACACAGAUUCUAAACGUGGUUCAGGUCAACUUCAUCGACGUU